UUAAUUUUACACUCGGUCCACUCACUCAUUCUCUUGAGGAAACCUCUACAGAGCACAAGUGGGUUCUCAUAUCCCCUUCGUCCAGCCUGCUGUCCCCGACCCAACCCCCCACCGGAGUCUGUUGCAAGUCUGCUCCGGCCCCUCCCCGUGUGGUGCCCCCGACCACGUGACACCCCUUCGCUCAGCUUGUAAGCCGUGUGGCCUGGAUGCUUCCAAGCUGCCGUGCGUCCCCUGGUUCUGGGCCUUCCCUGUUGGGUCCUACCUCUGUGGCAGCCUCUUGUGAUGGGACAGUGCCGGACACCUGCCCUGAGACCCCCUCCCCCGGCUGAUGUCUGGACGCAGGAGCAGCAGGCUUGGACUGGCGGUAGCCCCUGUAGGCUGUUUCCCUGUCGGGUCGGGACGAGGGGUCCAUGAGCAGGGCUGUGAGCGCUUCCUGUGUGCCCCGAGCUUGAGGCCAGCCACCUCGGGCAGGUCCUCUCACGGAAUCCUCACAGCCUUCGAGCUCGGGGUGCUGAUCAGAGGGUGCUGGGCAGAGAGAGCCCAGGCCACCGCCCAGGGUGAGGCCGCCGGGAGCCAGCGGACGGGGACGGGGGGCCUGGACUGUCCGUAGGCUGCAGCCAGAGUCUGUCGCGCUGCCUCACGGGCGCACUGACCCCGGCCCACCGCCUGCAGGUGCGAGAGCUGUCCAGGCUCGGCCUGGGGCCUUAGUUACAGGGUGUUCAGAAAGAGAAGCCGUCCAAAAAUGAAUAAGAAAGAGACAUCCCAAUUCUGAGGCGGGAAAGAGUCUUCAGCUGGUGUGUUGGAAAUCACCCACCAGGGACAGGGUCCCGGCCUCCCGCUGUCAAGCCCGCCUCUCACGUCUCAGUGCCCUCCAGAAUGACCCCGCAGAGUCCACCGCAAAUGCCACGUCUGAGCCGGAUGACAGCAGACCCACGUAAAAACACAGCAACUGCCUGUGGGCAAAACCCAUGUUCCCUGGUCACACUGGCAGCACAGCUUAGGUGCAAAGCCCCAAAAUACAGCUGGAUGGGGACAAGCCCGCAGCCGGGACAGUGUGGUGUUAGCAGGGGCGGGAGGGGAGGACGCCCCAGGUAGCCCUCAGGGGUUCACUGGAGGACUUCGGGCUGGUCACACUGCGGCCAGCAACUGAAGCUGGAGGGGUUCUGUGCAGACCAGGAGCAGGGAGCGCGGGGCUGCUGGGGCCCAUGGCUUCCUUUACCCAGCAGACAUGUCUGGCGUCCCUGCUAAGUCCCGGGCCUUGUUCUAGAUGCCGGGGAAACGGCCGUGAAGGAAGGAAGAGUCCUAAGGGAUGGUGGACAUCCUCAUCAUGGAUGACGACGACGUCCCCAGCUGGCCCCCAACCAAGCUGUCCCCGCCCCAGUCGGCGCCCCCGGCUGGUCCCCCGCCCCGGCCGCGGCCGCCCGCCCCCUACAUCUGCAACGAAUGCGGCAAGAGCUUCAGCCACUGGUCCAAGCUGACGCGGCACCAGCGCACGCACACGGGCGAGCGGCCCAACGCCUGCAGCGACUGCGGCAAGACCUUCUCGCAGAGCUCGCACCUGGUGCAGCACCGGCGCAUCCACACGGGCGAGAAGCCCUACGCCUGCUCCGAGUGCGGCAAGCGCUUCAGCUGGAGCUCCAACCUCAUGCAGCACCAGCGCAUCCACACAGGCGAGAAGCCCUACGCCUGCCCCGACUGCGGCCGCAGCUUCACGCAGAGCAAGAGCCUGGCUAAGCACCGGCGCUCGCACAGCGGCCUCAAGCCCUUCGUGUGCCCGCGCUGCGGCCGCGGCUUCAGCCAGCCCAAGAGCCUGGCGCGCCACCUGCGGCUGCACCCGGAGCUGUCGGGGCCUGGCGUGGCGGCUAAGGUGCUGGCGGCCAGCGUGCGUCGGGCCAAGGCACCCGAGGAGGCGGCGGCGGCGGACGGCGAGAUCGCCAUACCGGUGGGCGACGGCGAGGGGAUCAUCGUGGUGGGCGCGCCGGGCGAGGGGGCCGCGGCGGCUGCAGCCAUGGCGGGCACGGGGACCAAGGCGCCGGGACCCCGCUCGCGGCGCGCCCCGGCCCCCAAGCCGUACGUGUGCGUGGAGUGCGGGAAGGGCUUCGGGCACGGGGCCGGGCUCCUGGCCCACCAGCGUGCCCAGCACGGGGACGGGCUCGGGGCGGCGGGGGGCGAGGAGCCCGCGCACAUCUGCGUGGAGUGCGGCGAGGGCUUCGUGCAGGGCGCGGCGCUGCGGAGACACAAGAAGGUCCACGCCGUGGGCGCGCCCUCCGUCUGCAGCCGCUGCGGACAGAGCUACUACCGGGCAGGCGGGGAGGACGACGAUGACGACGACGACGAGGCGGCGGGCGGGCGGUGCAGCGAGUGCCGUGGCGGGGAGGGCCGGUAGGGGCGGGGGCCCGGGGGGGCAGGGCCCCUCGGGCUUGGCGGGGACGACGGCGCAGGACCCAGAGACCCGGGGAGAGACGGAGAGAGGGCUGCCCCGGACCGGCGGCGCGCUCUACCGCCUCCCCUCCCGCGGCCUGUGCGGCCCGAGAGGUGCGGCGGGCCUGGGGCGGGACGCUGGGGACGCUCACCGGGCCGCCCGGCCCCUCCCCGCGCCCGGCCCUCGGCCUGGCCUGACCCUUGUAGGUUCUCGGCCGAGCCCGAAUCAAGACGUUGUGUGAGAACUAGAGAGACCAAGAUACGACAAAACCCACGAGCGAAAGACCAUUUUCCCUCUUUCUCUUCCCCCACCAGCGGGGGGUGUCGAGAAGAUGGCGGACAUCGGGGCCUUUCCACGCGGAGGGGCCCCGGAGAGGGACGGGAAAGAGGGGUCCUCUCCCCUUUUAGAGUUUUCUUUAUAAUCGCAUCCCCUUCCCGACCCCGCCUACCUGUUAUUUUCUCUCUUCUCCUUCGCGGGUCCCAUCCUUUUCCUCGCCCUGGUCCCUCCUCCUCCGCCUGGAUCUGGGGUAGCAGAGAAGUGCUGGAGCGGAAGUAGCCCCUGUGCCAGGCGCACCCCGCAGAAAAUGGGCUCCCGUCUCAUCCCAGGCCUGGGCACGGUUGGAGGAGGGGUGCGGGGGGGCAAUAAAUCGCACUAUCCAAUUGUC
Molecule: messenger RNA, 3086 nt
Organism: Mesoplodon densirostris (Blainville's beaked whale)
Lineage: Eukaryota; Metazoa; Chordata; Mammalia; Artiodactyla; Ziphiidae
Gene: ZNF787
Product: zinc finger protein 787
Exons: 3
Coding region: 1310-2386 (358 amino acids)
Biological process (GO): regulation of cytokine production; regulation of immune system process; negative regulation of transcription by RNA polymerase II
Molecular function (GO): DNA-binding transcription factor activity; RNA polymerase II cis-regulatory region sequence-specific DNA binding
Source: RefSeq, a predicted model, not a curated record